ACGCUAAAUAGAAUGCAUUUGAUAUUACCUUUAAUAGUAUGACAUCAACGGUUGUUUACAAAUUAAACCUUGAAGUACAUUGGAUUGACCGUAAUGUUCAAAUGCCAGAAUCACAAUGUUGUCUUCUUUGUCAGUCAUAGAAUCUGCCGAUAUGUUGAAGCGCUAUCUAAUGGCGUGCUUGGCUGGGGGUGUCUUGUUCAUCAUCUAUCUUCUGUUGAAGACCAGCUCCUUUGCAAUCGGGAGUGUGCCUAAAGCUGUAGUUACAAGAACUGAGGAUUCCAACGUCAUGUCUAAAACAGGAAGUCUAUUUGACGAGCCGGCAACUACUACUACUGAAGUUGAUAUCAACCUAUACAGCAUACGAAAUCCACAUUUAGGUCCACUUUUCAACAUAUCCCACGACAACAUUAUAAACUUUAAACAUUAUCCAUACUGGAACUCCUCUUUCACCUUUAGGCAAAACUCAAACUGGAAAAACUCUACUUGCACUGAAUCACUACAGAAGAAAGCCUUUACGUCUAAAGACUUCGGACAGAUCUUUCGACCUGAUAUUCAGAUGUUGAUAAAUAGCGAUUUGUUUGAUGUUAAUGAAUACCGGCGGCUGAAACGAUGGACAAUACCCUAUGGAUACGAGUAUAGGGGCCGGAGCAUAAUGUAUGAGGAGGUCGGUGAUACACUGAAAAUGUUUCCUUCGGAGGACUCCAUCUUUAAGGUCAGCAGGGAGGGACAGACAGAUUGUAUCUCAUGCGCCGUGGUUGGAAACGGCGGCAUCUUAAAUGGCUCCCGGAUGGGCAAGGAGAUCGACGAGCACGACUUUGUAUUCAGGGUAAACCAGGCAUACACGAGAGGCUAUGAAGACGACGUGGGCAGCAGAACAACUCACUUUGUGUUCUUCGAUCGUUCCCUGACUUUAAUGAAGCUAGAACACUAUCCUGUUGGCCAGAACAUCACUUAUAUAUUCGUGCCAUGCCGGGAGGCAGACUAUUCAUAUCUUAGGACAAUAGGAAACGGUACCAACGUGUUCAAGGCGCCUCCAGAAAACGUGCGAGUCAUCCACCCUGACUUCAUGAGAUACGUGCAUUUUGUGUGGAUGAGGGUGGAUUCAUUCCGACCAACAACUGGUGGCAUCAUGACCAUGGUAGCCCUGCAUGCCUGUGAUAAGCUCAGCCUGUACGGAAUGGGCUACAAUUACAAGUACAGCAACCACUACUUUGACACGAGGUACCAGGAGUUCCUACCUGUGCUCCUGAGUCACGAUCAUACGCGGGAGAUCAAGUUGUGGGACACCCUGGACAAGGAAGGAAUAGUGUACUGGUACAGAAGGGACGUUUUCUAAAUAAUGUUAUUGUGGACAUGUUUCUAAGGGCCCCUUUCCAUUAGGACGGCGACCGUGCUGCGCUCUCACUGCGACCUAAAAAGGAUAUAUGUAACCUUCACUUUCACGCUGGUUAUAUUAUACGAAACAUUAAAGUGUGAUUGGGAAGACAACAAAACACACAAAGUGUAAGAAUAUUCGUUUCUUUUCGAUACAAUUCGUUGAGCGAUAUGUCAAAAUUUAGGUUGCAGAGAGCACGCUACGAGAGCACCGUCCUAAUAAUAUAAUGGAAGGGGGUGUAACAAUGGGUUUGGGAGCAACAGUGUUUGUUGUCCUUCCUGCUCUCCCUUUCAAGGCCUUUGC
Messenger RNA from Branchiostoma floridae (Florida lancelet), 1678 nucleotides. RefSeq names its product alpha-N-acetylgalactosaminide alpha-2,6-sialyltransferase 2-like. Bases 116 to 1336 code for a protein of 406 amino acids. Gene Ontology annotation, molecular function: sialyltransferase activity. Lineage: Eukaryota; Metazoa; Chordata; Leptocardii; Amphioxiformes; Branchiostomatidae. The record is from RefSeq and is a predicted model, not a curated record. The transcript is spliced from 7 exons.